This is a messenger RNA of Hibiscus syriacus, 372 nucleotides long. RefSeq lists its product as uncharacterized. The record is from RefSeq and is a predicted model, not a curated record. The coding region runs from base 1 to 372 and encodes 123 amino acids. Lineage: Eukaryota; Viridiplantae; Streptophyta; Magnoliopsida; Malvales; Malvaceae. The transcript is spliced from 2 exons.
AUGGAGGUUGCAAGGUCAAAAGAAGGAAUAGUGAUCAACCAAAGGAAAUAUAUCCUUGAUUUACUAUCAGAAACUGGAAUGAAGGGAUGUAAGCCGGCUGAAACACCCAUAGAAGCAAAUCUGAAGCUAAGGAGAAAAGAAUUGGGAAGUCCCGUGAACAAAGAACAAUAUCAAAGGCUAGUAGCUAAACUAAUUUAUUUAUCACUUACUAGACCUGAUAUUGUGUUCCCUGUCAGUAUAGAUUUAAGCUGGGCAAGUGAAUUAACGGAUAGAAGAUCUACAACUGGUUAUUGUUCAUUUGUUUGGGGAAAUCUGGUUACUUGGAGAAGCAAAAAACAGGCGGUGGUGUCUCGAAGUAGUGCAGAAGCAUAA